CAGAGAACACCACCGCAUACAACACAGCAGAAUAAAAAUACAUGGCAGACACGGGCAGCGUGAAGGAAUCGUCGAUCUCAGUCGCCGUGAGGGUCCGGCCACUGACGCCAGACGAGAAGGUGCACCUCCAGGAGGAGGAGGAAGAGGAACAACAGUACAAUGCUACAGCCGCUGACAACAGCUACGAGGCAAAUAAUAGUAGUAGCAGUGGAAUCGCAAACAAAGAAAACCUUUUUCUGCGAAAACAGAGGAUCCGUCCACUUCCAAAACCGCAUGCAAUCAGGAAGAUUUUGGACGUUGUGGACGACAGGAUGUUGGUGUUCGACCCUAAGCCAGCGGUGGAGGACGAAUUCGAAGCAGGGGAAAGUCAUGGCCAUGCAUAUGGGAUUGGAAGACGCCGCAGCGUCUCUGGGAGAGGCCUCGGCAACCACAAUAGUCGGCACAAGGAGCACAAAUUUAUUUUCGAUAAGUUGUUCGACGAAACAUCGACCCAGAACGACAUCUACGAAAAUACUACUAAGCCCUCAAUUGAGGCCGUGCUGGACGGGUACAAUUCCACGGUGUUUGCAUACGGCGCCACUGGAUGUGGAAAAACCUACACUAUUUCCGGAACUAGAGAUAACCCGGGGAUCAUAUUCUUGGCAGUGCAGGAGCUCUUUUCCAAGAUCGAGGAUCAGACCGAAAAGGAGAUAGAGGUACAGGUCAGUUACUUGGAGAUAUACAACGAAACCAUCAGAGACUUAUUGAACAUCGAAACAAGUCCGCGGAAGUUGACGCUAUUGGAAAACGAAAAUAAGGAGAUUAUUGUGUCUAACCUUACUAAGGUCGACGCCUCGAACGUAGAGGAAGUGAUGGAUGUGAUUGUGCGGGGAAACUUCAACAGAGCGGUCUCCGCAACAGAAGCGAAUCUCACCUCGUCGAGGUCUCAUGCCGUCAUACAGGUUUAUAUCACCCAAACUCCACACGUCACAGACAUUUACGAGAAAAGCACUAAGUCGGUCUUAUCUAUAAUAGAUCUUGCCGGCUGUGAGCGUGCAAGUGCCACAAAAAACAAGGGAGCCAGAUUGCAUGAAGGCGCAAAUAUCAAUAAGUCCCUUUUGGCACUAGGCAAUUGCAUAAAUGCACUAUGUGAUCUGAAACGGUCAAAGCACAUUCCGUACCGAGAUUCCAAGCUAACCAGGCUUUUAAAAUUUUCCUUGGGCGGCAAUUGCAAAACAGUCAUGAUAGUUUGUGUCUCCCCGAGCUCCAGACAUUACGACGAAACCUUGAAUGCUCUAAAAUUUGCAAACAGAGCAAAGGAGAUAAAGACGAAAGUGGUGAGAAAUAGAACAACCGUCAUGAAACAUGUCGGGUCUUACAUGAAAAUAAUCGCCGAUCAAAAACGGAAAAUAUACGAAUUAGAGACACUAAUGGAUUCAACUGUGAAGAGAGAAAUCUUGAAGUACGCAGAACAGAGAAGCAAUGUCAAAACUCAAAUGGGUAUUAUGAUUGAUAGGCUUUGGAAUAACGUCAGCAAAUGCGAACAGUUGAAAUCAAACAAAAUAUAUAUUGUGGCCAGGAGGAAGAUGCUUCUGAUAUACACUAAGCAACUGAUUGAUUUUUGCGGAAGCUUGGAAAAAUUUGAUAUCGAAAAUAAGACCGUUGUUUUGAGGCAAAGUUUGGGAAAAAUUGUUAGUGAUAUCAAAUCCCAGAUAGCUUUGAUGGAGGAAGAAUAUAAUCAAAGGACCGAAUUGGACAUUGUCUUGCUGGAUACCUCUGAUUCUUUCCUUGGUAAACUAAGGGAGUUGGAAAGUUGGUGUGAUGAAGACGAGGUAUCUUAUGCAAAAGAAGUCGAAUACUUGAAAACAGACAUCGAAAAGCAGAUUUUCUACGAAUCCUCCGUUUUGUUCGACUCUUGGCUUUCUGAGACAAGUGGAGUAAGCAGUUUGGAUUCGAUACCUAGUAUUCUGGCUCAAUUCCUAUGUAUGAUCGAGAACAUAGCAAAUAAUAUACAGAACGUGGAAGACGCCAGGAUGCAAUGCUAUCAGCUAUCGGAUAGCUUGAUACAAAACUGUAUGCAACAAUUGGGACCCGAAAUUGACACAUAUCCACCUGACACCACACACUCAAAUAACAGGAAACGCAAGAACAGCGGCAACAACGGUAUUGCCAAGACGGAUGAAUCGGGCGAAUUGUCUUUCAUUAGACAGGGAAACAGAAUAAAUUCAAUAAAUAACAAAUUGAUGAGGAUCAAUUUGAAUUCAGUGAAAGACGAUUCAAAAAACGCCAACAUUGACUCACUAUCAGAGGUUGAAUCUUCACUAAUUUUAGAAAAUGAUAAUAAGCCUUCAAGAAUCUCGUCCAGAGUUCGCUCAUCCUCUCAUUCAUUACUAUUACAGUCCGAAUCGACUCCACAAAAGACGGGAAUCGUAGACGACUUAUCUGGCUACAUCUCUCCUGGAGUGAUACGGAAGAUUGAAAACAAUACUGAUGAUAGCCAGCAGAAGACCACCACGAUUGAUAUCCAGUCUACAAUUCCUGAAUGGGAUGAGUCUAAUUCGAGUGUGAUAAUUAGAAAGGGCUUCGACAUCGAUGAGGAAAACAUCAACCCGGAGAACAAGGACAAUAUGCUAAUACCACAUAUGCUGGGUUCGCCGUUUAGGUUUAUGACGGGGAUCAGCAAGGAGGCAACUUCUCCAUCUCCCUCACACGUGAGAAAACACAGAAACCACAGCGGGAAGUUGACAACCAAAAAGUUGGUUGCUUCGCCUAGGAUAACCAGUCCUCAUAGACUGGUAGGGUUAGACUCCAGUAGCAGUAACAUGUUUCAGUUCAAGAUCAGGGAAUCCAUGGGGAAUAUCAAGCACGGCGAAGAUGCAGGGAACCCGAAUUAUGAUAGAGACAAUGACAUUGGCAUGGAUGUAGAGGUGGUGAAGAAUUAAAGAGAAAACUUUGGGUAACGCAAUCUCUUUUUGUAAAUGUAGCGUGUAUUAUGUAGUUAUGUAGUUGCUUGUAAGGCUUUAUGAGUACAAAAAUGGGAGAACCGGUCUUGUGCGAAAAAUAUGGACCUAACACCGGGCCAUUAUAAUUCUUCAGACACUGAGUACAUACUAGUAACAGGUUUCAUAACGUUUUCCCU
Molecule: messenger RNA, 3118 nt
Organism: Pichia membranifaciens NRRL Y-2026
Lineage: Eukaryota; Fungi; Ascomycota; Pichiomycetes; Pichiales; Pichiaceae
Exons: 1
Coding region: 42-2921 (959 amino acids)
Biological process (GO): mitotic spindle organization; microtubule-based movement
Molecular function (GO): ATP binding; microtubule binding; microtubule motor activity
Source: RefSeq, a predicted model, not a curated record